Cladophialophora bantiana CBS 173.52 is the source of this 2355-nucleotide messenger RNA. RefSeq lists its product as uncharacterized. NCBI's taxonomy places the organism in Eukaryota, Fungi, Ascomycota, Eurotiomycetes, Chaetothyriales, Herpotrichiellaceae. The transcript has 2 exons. Bases 1 to 2355 code for a protein of 784 amino acids. The record is from RefSeq and is a predicted model, not a curated record.
AUGUCUAGCGAGAGAAAUGCACCGCCAAGCGCGCGCAGCAUGGGUGUGUUUGCUCGAGUUACCGAACCGCUGAAACUGGCGAUGGGACGGAUGCGGGGAUACACCCUACAGACCGAACAGGCCCUACACCGGUGGAACAGCCGCGAAGAAGAUCCGGUGCCGAUGAAACUCUGCAGCCUUUGUUCAGCGCUGAACAUUGAUCGUCUUUGGAACCUUGAGGGUGACUGGUCUCACCCUAUGACGCACCAGCCCAGUUUUCCUGCGCUGCAAAAAUCGGCAGAUGAUGGAUGCGAAAUGUGCUUAAUGUUUUUAGAGUGCGUGUCUCUCGAAUACUGCUACGAGAAUGGUUGUUCUAUCAACCAGUGCCACCAAGUCUUCCGAAAGGUCUCCAGACAGGGAGAGUCGCCAUGUUUGCUGUCAGCGGACAAGUGGGCCAAUCAGAUACAUCGCAUAGAUUAUGCGAUCGCAGACGAGUACUCAGCGGGUAAUAUGACGUGGAUCAACAGGUAUUAUACAAGGGCAGGGUUUCUUCUCAGUAGCUAUCUUGGUAACGACGAGAGCCGUAUUCGCCGGAGAGAGCUGGACAUAUCCCCCAACUGGAAGAUUGCUCGCAAAUGGAUCGACGAAUGCACAGAGAAACAUUCGAGAUGUUAUUCGUAUACAAAAGACACGGAGAGCCGAACCGAACGCGACAAUCAGGCCGCACAAGAAACAGAGAUGAGAGAGCUUCCUCAAUUGCCGACACGAGUGAUUGACGUAUCACCCGAAGGUAGUUCGGAGCCACGUCUCUGCAUAUCUGAAGGUCGCCGGGCAGAAUACGUGACGCUCAGCCAUUGCUGGGGCACCACAAAACCUUUGGUGACAACCUCUGCCGAUCUACCAAACCAUCUAGUAUCUAUACCCUCCUCAAGACUUCCACGAACAUUCCAGGAUGCGAUAAGGGUCACACAAGAACUGGGAUACAAGUAUCUGUGGAUAGACUCUCUCUGUAUUGUUCAGGAUUCGUUGCAAGAUUGGGAACGGGAGUGCAAAGAGAUGGCUCAGACAUACCGCAACUCUGCAGUGACAAUCUCUGGUUCUGCCGCAGCCAACUGCUCCGACGGCUUCUUACAUCCUCGACCACCGCCCACACCCGCACCGUACCUAUGGGAGUAUGAAGAGAAUACCGGAACAAAAAAAUGGGCCACUUUGAGGCAUGCGAGUGGGAGUGUAGAGUACCCAUAUUACAACAACUUAACGGAGGCAGAACGGAAUUCUCCUCUCAAAAAACGGGGCUGGAUCCUUCAAGAGCAUCUGCUUUCGCCACGUCUGCUUUUUUUGGGGCGCUACCGGAUGUAUUGGGAAUGCAAUCAGACCACAAAGUACGAGGAUUUCCCCGAUUACGAUGCGAAUGUAUAUGGGGACGACAGAGGGAGGGAUCACACACAUUGUUCGAUAACCAAAUUUUCCAUGAAGAGACUGGAUUUCACAAAGACACCUGAAGAUUGGAGAUUAUGGUACAAGAUAGUAGAGGAGUACACGACGCGAAAACUGACAAAGGCGGACGACGUAUUACCAGCUCUUUCCGGCAUAGCCAGCUGGAUGUUCAGCGGAGAGCAUGACCGCUACGUGGCCGGCAUCAUCAAGCAGGCUCUUCACGAAGGGUUGGCGUGGUGGACUUCGCAAACCUCAGGCGAUCGGCCGCCCGGAUAUCACGGUCCUUCGUGGACCUGGAUCUCGACUAAUUCUCCGGUGUCGUUUUCGUCAUACGCGGAAUUACCUAUGAGUGACACAGAUGACUACCUCAAGGCAGACUCUAGAAGGAUACGAAUUUCGAACGAAGCCAAAAAGCUGAAGCUUGAUAUUGAAAGCACCGACCUUGAGAUACAAGGCCUCGACCCUUUCGGACAAGUAAAGUUUGCCUCGAUAAAGCUGAGAGGGAAACUUCUGCCCGCCAAAGUGACUUAUUUUUCCAAUCCCAACAAAUUCUUUCACGUCGAGUUUUCCGAUGACGAUCGGUUUUUCUGGAAUGACUUCCGGCCUGACAACUACGCUUCGUGGUGCAGUCUCGCUUCAGAAAAGUGGCAGAGCAGCGCGGCAAUACUAAAACGACGAAAGAAGCGAUCCAACAGACCCGAAGAGACCAGGAUUGAGCUUGGCAUCACUGUUGAAUGUCUAGCUGUUGACCUAGGUUAUUCGGAAUGGGUUGGUCUGGCCGUAGAGCCGUUCAGUUUCGGUCAUCCAGCGUCUUCUCAGGAUAAUUCCGAAGGCGAAACUUACAAAAGAUAUCGACGGAUUGGGUUUAUCCAUGGCAAGGUUCGGCGGAGUGAUGAGCAUUUCUAUAAUGCUCCAUGGGAGCGGAUAGAACUUGUCUAG